Planococcus citri (citrus mealybug) is the source of this 6016-nucleotide messenger RNA. RefSeq names its product dynamin-1 shibire (gene shi). Bases 271 to 2841 code for a protein of 856 amino acids. Gene Ontology annotation, biological process: receptor-mediated endocytosis. The record is from RefSeq and is a predicted model, not a curated record. Gene Ontology annotation, molecular function: GTP binding; GTPase activity; microtubule binding. Lineage: Eukaryota; Metazoa; Arthropoda; Insecta; Hemiptera; Pseudococcidae. Gene Ontology annotation, cellular component: plasma membrane; microtubule; synapse. The transcript is spliced from 18 exons.
AAUAACAUCCAGUCAGUGACGAUCCUUACUCCUCGCAGUACGUUGUGUUUGUCUAUUUGUUACUGUUAAAAUAAUCACUGUAUGAAGAAAGUUGCAAUUAUUUCGUCGUAUUUGGUGUAAUUUUAUUUUAAAAAUCUCGUUGGUCGAUUAAUAAAUAUCAACGUUAUUGUAAAACCGUUCGUAUGUGUUAAAGAAUCAUGUCGUGUUGAGUGAUUAUUGCGUAUUGAUUCGAAUGAAUUGAAAUAACUGUUACUGCCACCCGCCUCUAACAUGGCUGGAAAUCCAGGUUUAGAGCAGUUAAUUCCUAUCGUCAACAAAUUACAAGAUGCAUUCACCCAGCUCGGGGUGCAUAUGCAAUUGGACCUGCCCCAGAUUGCCGUCGUUGGUGGUCAAAGUGCUGGAAAAAGUUCGGUAUUAGAAAACUUCGUUGGCAGGGAUUUUCUACCUCGUGGUUCUGGAAUAGUCACCAGAAGACCUUUGAUUUUGCAAUUGAUCCAAAGCACAGUCGAAUAUGGAGAAUUCUUACACUGCAAAGGUAAAAAAUUCAUGGACUUUGACGAAAUCAGGAGAGAAAUCGAAGCCGAAACUGACAGAGUUACCGGAAAUAAUAAAGGAAUUUCCAAUAUUCCCAUCAACUUGAGAGUAUACUCGCCCAAUGUAUUGAACAUAACGUUGAUCGAUUUACCCGGCUUGACCAAAGUACCAGUUGGUGACCAACCGGUGGAUAUCGAAGUACAAAUUAAAGACAUGCUGUUCCAAUUCAUCACCAAAGAAACGUGUCUGAUUUUGGCGGUAACACCGGCCAAUACAGACUUGGCUACCUCGGACGCUCUGCAAAUCGCCAAACAAGUCGAUCCCGACGGCGUUCGAACGAUCGGCGUUAUUACGAAAUUAGAUUUAAUGGACGAAGGAACAGAUGCUCGUGAAAUUUUAGAAAAUAAACUGUUACCUUUACGCAGAGGCUACGUAGGCGUUGUGAAUAGAAGUCAAAAAGAUAUCGAUGGACGUAAAGACAUCAAAGCAGCUUUGGCAGCCGAAAGAAAAUUUUUCCUCAGUCAUCCAGCUUAUCGACAUUUGGCGGAUAAAUUAGGAACACCAUAUCUACAAAGAGUAUUAAAUCAACAGUUAACCAAUCACAUUCGAGAUACGUUACCCGGUCUUAGGGACAAGUUGCAAAAACAAUUACUAACCCUAGAAAAAGAUGUAGAUCAAUUCAAAUACUUCAGACCAGAUGAUCCGGCGGUGAAAACGAAAGCUAUGCUACAGAUGAUUCAACAAUUGCAAUCGGAUUUCGAAAGAACAAUCGAAGGCUCCGGUUCGGCGCAAAUCAACACUAACGAACUUUCCGGUGGUGCUAAAAUCAAUCGCAUAUUCCACGAACGUUUCCCGUUCGAAAUUGUCAAAAUGGAAUUCGACGAGAAAGAGUUACGCAGAGAAAUCGCAUUCGCUAUUCGAAACAUUCACGGUAUCAGAGUCGGCUUGUUCACUCCCGAUAUGGCCUUCGAAGCUAUCGUCAAAAAGCAAAUACAAAGACUCAAAGAACCCAGUUUAAAAUGCGUCGAUUUAGUCGUAUCCGAGUUAUGCAACGUGGUACGCGUUUGCACCGAUAAAAUGAACAGAUACCCGCGUCUGAGAGAAGAAACCGAAAGAAUCAUCACAACUCAUAUUCGCGAACGUGAACAGAUGUGCAAAGAACAACUCAUCAUGUUGAUCGAUUGCGAAUUGGCCUACAUGAACACCAACCACGAAGAUUUCAUCGGAUUUGCCAACUUGUGGUCCGCUAAAGAAGAAGGUCAUGUUUACCGCGCUCAACAAUCGACAGAAAAUACUAACAAAACCGGCCACAAAUUAGGAAACCAAGUAAUCCGAAAGGGAUACAUGUGUAUUCAUAAUUUGGGUAUCAUGAAAGGUGGAUCUCGCGAUUAUUGGUUCGUACUGACGUCCGAAAGUAUUUCAUGGUACAAGGAUGAAGAAGAACGCGAUAAAAAAUACAUGUUACCCUUAGAUGGUUUGAAAUUGAGAGACGUCGAACAGGGAUUCAUGUCUCGUCGACAUACAUUCGCUUUAUUCAAUCCAGAAGGUAGAAAUGUGUACAAGGAUUACAAACAAUUGGAAUUGAGCUGCGAAAAUCAAGAUGAUGUGGAUUCGUGGAAAGCCUCCUUCCUCAGAGCUGGCGUAUACCCGGAAAAAGCUACCGAUACAUCUAACGGAGAAGAUGAUGCAUACGAGGGUGCUGGAGAAGGUACACAAUCGAUUGAUCCGCAAUUGGAACGCCAAGUAGAAACGAUUCGUAAUUUGGUAGAUUCGUAUAUGAAAAUUGUAACGAAAACUUGCCGUGAUCUCGUACCGAAAACAAUUAUGUUCCUGAUUAUAAAUAAUUCGAAAGGUUUCAUUAACGCCGAAUUGCUAGCUCACCUGUAUGCGUCUGGAGAUCAAUCUUCGAUGAUGGAAGAAAGUCCGGAAGAAGCGAUGAAACGCGAAGAAAUGAUGAGAAUGUAUCACGCGUGCAAAGAAGCUCUGAAAAUCAUCGGAGAUGUAGCUAUGGUGACCGUUACGACGCCGGUACCGCCGCCUGUGAAAAACGAUUGGCUGGCUUCUCAAAUGGAUAAUCCGAGAUUAUCACCGCCAAGUCCAGGCGGCGCUGCUAGAAGGGCUACUCCGCAAGCUGGACCAGGAGCAUCGAUGGCGUCCAGAGCUCCUCCUCCACCUCCCGCAGCCGGUCGUCCGGCUCCGGCUGUACCAAAUCGACCUGCACCCGAUCAGCAACGACAACCACCUAUGCCACCCGGUCGACCUGGUGGUCAAGGACUUCCUCCACCUUUAAUACCUACGCGCCGUUAAUUAACAUCUUUAACGCAUUGUAACACGGGUGAAGUGCUAUUCCUUGCUACUAGCACCAUUAUUUAACAUACUUCAUGUAACGUCGUACCUACAUUUACUUUUAUCGUAGUAAUAUUUACUAGAUUUUGGUGUAUUCUUCGGUAUUUGGUUCAUGAUCCGUCGGAUCGCUAAUAUCCUACGUAUUUAUUAUUGGCUCGAAAAAAGAAAAUUCAGUUUCUCUGUAUUAUGAACCGAAUACGAUGAUGAAUAUUUUUAAAAUAUUAUCUGUGUUAACGAAUCUAGGCGGGUGUUGGAUUUUUUGCCUUGGUUCUAAUAAUCAAACCGUUGGGUCGAUGGUGUUGAAAAUUUAUCGUGCCACGAGGCUCAUUUCUUUCUCGCUCAUUACUUAUGUGUGUUUGUGAAAAUUUUUCGUUGAAAAAAAAAAAAUAUUAAUUUAUAAGCUGUGGACAAGGAAUGGUUUCUCACCCGUCUAUAUUCUGGUUUUAUUUGUAUGUAUCAUUUUGUUGGGUUCUUGUUGUAUAACUAACAAUUCGCCUUUCUUAUUAUAAUUAUUAUUUCCGAAUCAGAGAAACGCCUCAUUCUUAAGAUCAUAAGAUAUAUUGGUAGAUUUUUCUUUUCGUGUUUAUGUUUUUGUAAAUUUUAUCGCGAAGUAGGCUGAAGUGGUUCUUCGUGUUCGUGUGUUGGUUUUAAAAAUAAAGUAACAGCUUUUAGAAUACCUGUAAUAUUUGGGGAAUGCAUUUUUGAAAUGCUCGUGCACUUUGGUAUAAAUCGAACGCUUAAUACGAAGAACCACUGGUACAAUAAAUUGAUGAAAUAUUGCAAAAAUUUAAAUGUCACGCGCACAAUUGGCUUUUGGUACAAAUCCCCUUUAUCGUUUUAAUAUUGCAAAUGUAUUCGUUUUAGUUUUACAAUUUCUGACAAGUAUUUCAACCAUUUUGGAUUAAAAAUUGAAAAAAUGUUUUAAAAAAGGGUAAAUUUUUGUUUUAAAGUACAAAUGUACGAUAUUUGUCAGAAAUUGUAUCCAGCUAUAUGUCCCAUUUAUCUGCAGAGAGAUCUACCAAAGUGAAAUCCGCGCGCAAAGGUCAAAUUUUUGGUUCGUUGUUGCUCAUUUGGGUUCAGAAGUGAGGAUCAAUAGGUUAUUUUAUUCGAAAUGUGAACUUUGAAUGGUUCAAUUUUGAAUAGAAAAAGAGUAAAUUAGUGUCUCAUCUGGCUAAACGGAUUUCACUUUGUUAGUUUGCAAAAAGUAGAUCAGUCUAUGGUCCAGUGGGAAAAAUGUGCUCCGGAAAUCAAAUUUAGUGGGAAUUUUGGCAACCUAAAAAAUUCAGUUGGCUUUUUGUAGUGAUAUGAAUCUAAAAAAAUGUCAGAAAAGACAAAAGUUUGUUGUGUAUUUCGUCAGUUAUGGAUUAGUUUUAGAUCAUCUUCAAUCUUCACACUUCGAGUAUGUUUGUAUUUUUUGUUGGUCUGUUGCUCAAUGAGGCGUUGGUGCCCUGACGGGGGGGGGGGUUUACAAAGACGUCAUCAAGUUGACGAUCAAAAAAUCCAUAUCUGCAUGGAAAAGGUCGUUCCAUGUCCAUUGAAUCGGAAUUCGCGAAAAAUGGCUCACACAAUUUAGCGUGGCGAAUUUCAAAGUCCCCCCCCCCAACCAUUUCAAAGCGGAAAUAAACUGUUAUUGAAUUAUUCAAAAGUGACCUUUCAACCUAUCAAAAUGGGUUAAAAUUUCGCAAGAAAUUCAAAUAUUUUGACGAAACCAGUUUUUGAGCAUUUUUGAAGAAUUCUGAGGCCAAAUUGAAUCAUGACUUUUUUUUCGGAUUUUUGAAAAACUGUCAUGUGACCUAUCAAAAUAGGUUAAAAUUUCGCGAAAAAUCCAAAAAUUCCAACGAAAAUAUUUUUUGAGCAUUUUUGAAAAUUUUUGAGCUUUAGGUACUUAGAAUCAAGAUUUCUGGGAUUUUUGAAAAGGUGUCAUGUGACCUGUCAAAAUGAGUUGAAAUUUCGCGAAAAAUUCAAAUAUUUUGAUGAAAUCAGUUUUUGAAAAUUUUGAAGAUUUUUGAAGAUUUUUGAGCCCAAAAUUGAUUUAUGAUUUUUGGGAUUUUUGAUAAGGUGUCAUGUGACCUAUCAAAAUAGGUUGAAAUUUCACGAAAAAUCCAAAAAUUCACACGAAAACUUUUUUUGAGCAUUUUUGAAAAUUUUUGAGCUUUAGGUACUUAGAAUCAAGAUUUCUGGGAUUUUUGAAAAGGUGUCAUGUGACCUGUCAAAAUAAGUUGGAAUUUCGCGAAAAAUUCAAAUAUUUUGAUGAAAUCAGUUUUUGAAAAUUUUGAAGAUUUAUGAUGAUUUUUGGGAUUUUUGAUAAGGUGUCAUGUGACCUAUCAAAAUAGGUUGAAAUUUCGCAAAAAUCCAAAAAUUCAUACGAAUAUGUUUAUUGAGCAUUUUUGAAGAUUUUUGAGCUCUAGGUACUUAGAAUCACGAUUUCUGGGAUUUUUGAAAAGGUGUCAUGUGACCUGUCAAAAUAGGUUGAAAUUUCGCGAAAAAUUCAAAUAUUUUGAUGAAAUCAGUUUUUGAGAAUUUUUGAAGAUUUUUGAAAAUUUUUGAGCCCAAAAUUGAUUUAUGAUUUUUGGGAUUUUUGAAAGUGUCAUGUGACCUGUCAAAAUAGGUUGAAAUUUCGCAAAAAAUUCAAAAAUUUUGACGAAAAGUUUUUUUGCGCAUUUUGAAGAAUUUUGCCCCCAAAAAUGGGCCACGAUGUUUGAGAUUUUGGAAAAACUGUCAUGAAACCAACCAAAAUGGUUUAAAACUUUACGAGAUAUUCAACAAUUUCUGUUGUUUUUUUUUUUCAAAAAUUUUAACCUUUUUUGAUUAUUGCAUAACACGUUUUUCAAAAAUUAUGAGCUCAAAAUUUUUCAAAAAUGCUCGAAAAACAUUUUCGUCGAAAUAUUCGACAUUUCCAAGAUAUUUUUAUCCAUUUUAAAAAGUCACAUGCAAUUUUUUCAAAAUUCCCCAAAAUUAUGAUCCAAUUUGAGCUUGAAAUUCUUCAAAAAUGCUCAAAAAACGUAUUCGUCAAAAUAUUUGAAUUCCUCGCGAAAUUUUAACCCAUUUUGAUAGGUCACAAGGUUACUUUUGAAUAAUCCUAAAACAUUUCAUUUUUAUUCUAAAUUGGUGGGGGGGGGGGUGAAUUUUUGAAAAU